Corticium candelabrum is the source of this 1230-nucleotide messenger RNA. RefSeq names its product GTP-binding protein 10-like. The transcript has 7 exons. Bases 26 to 1081 code for a protein of 351 amino acids. Gene Ontology annotation, molecular function: GTPase activity; GTP binding; magnesium ion binding. Gene Ontology annotation, cellular component: mitochondrion. NCBI's taxonomy places the organism in Eukaryota, Metazoa, Porifera, Homoscleromorpha, Homosclerophorida, Plakinidae. The record is from RefSeq and is a predicted model, not a curated record.
GGGAGCUUCAACAAGAAGGCGCCGUAUGAGGUUGCGAUUACACAAGUUAGUCACUAUAGCCAGUGCGUCCAGGCCGUCUCGUCGAAUACCAAAAGGGCGCUUUAUUGAUAGAAUUCGUGUUUAUGUUCGUGGAGGCGGAGGGGGACAAGGUUGUCUCAGAUAUGGAGGAAUAGGAGGACGAGGAGGCGAUGUGGUAGUGACUGCGCAUGCGCGUUGGUCCUCUUUAGCAGCCAUCGCGAGGAGAGAUAGUCAGCGUUUUAUAGCAGGCAGUGGAAAAAAUGUUACGUAUAAUAACAAGAUUGGGAAGCAAGGAACGAAUGAAAUAAUUGAAGUUCCUGUGGGCACGGUUGUGUAUGACGGAUAUGGCAAUGUAAUUGGCGAUCUUGAUGUCGAUGGGUCACGGCUGACUGUAGCUACGGGAGGUGAGGGAGGAUCAGCCAUGUUAGAGAAGUAUUCUGGUGCAAAGGGAGAACGAAAAAUGAUCACACUGGAGAUGAAAACGAUUGCAGACGUUGGACUCGUUGGAUUUCCUAAUGCAGGAAAAUCUACUCUUUUGAAAGCACUUUCUAGUGCCGAUCCUAAAGUCGCUGAUUACCCUUUUACGACUGUGAGGCCUCAAGUAGGAGUGCUGCAGUAUGAAAAGUUGGACUUUAGGUUGGUGUUGGCUGAUGUACCUGGAUUGGUUGAAGGCGCGAGUGAAAACAAAGGGAUGGGACAUCGUUUCUUGCGACACAUUGAGAGAACAAGAGUUCUUCUGUUUGUUGUUGACAUCCAUGGCUUUCAGCUGAAAUCCACUGAUCCGUUUCGAUCUGCUAUAAAAACUGUCGAGAUACUGGAAAGGGAACUCGAGCUGCACAGCAAAGAAUUAGCAUUUCAUCCUUGCAUAUUGGCUGUGAACAAGAUGGAUACUGAUGGGUCAGAGGAACUUUUCAGUGAUUUAAAGAUGAUGUUGGAUGAAAGGACAGUUCCCACCAUCAAGACUCCACGUUUCCACAGCAUUAUAGGAAUCUCGGCAAAGACAAAAGAAGGGCUGUUAGAGCUCAAAGACACAUUACGACAAUGUUUCAUGUCUCUACAUUAGCAUUUUGACUAAUGAUGUGUGAAUUUUAUUUAAUUAAUUAAGAUACAGGAGGGUUGGUUUCAAUCUUGAUUUUGGUUGUAUUUGGUAACAAGAGAAAUCAUAUUAUAGAAUUAAAUAAAACAAUUAUUACGGUUGUUGGACAGCCACAC